Molecule: messenger RNA, 1842 nt
Organism: Sesamum indicum (sesame)
Lineage: Eukaryota; Viridiplantae; Streptophyta; Magnoliopsida; Lamiales; Pedaliaceae
Product: putative calcium-binding protein CML15
Cellular component (GO): myosin II complex
Molecular function (GO): calcium ion binding
Source: RefSeq, a predicted model, not a curated record
CUAUAAAUUUGAGUGAGUAAAAAGAACGUCCUUUCCUUCUCCUUUCAUCUCAUCACAUGUCGAUGCUACGCGCUUUCUGUUUUCCUUCCUUCAUUCAUCAUCGUCGUCCUAUUCCUCUCCAAACCUAAAACCAAGCACAACCCCACAACCUCACACGCUCCAAAUACCCAUUUGAACCAACAAAAAUCUAUUCUUGUCGCUUUAUUCAUCUCUCCCUCAUCCCUUUCUCAAAUCACUAUGAUGGCUAAGGUCCAAUCCGAUCAGCUCAAACAGCUCAAAGACAUCUUUAACCGCUUCGACAUGGACCGUGACGGCAGCAUCACCCAGCUCGAGCUCGCCGCCCUCCUCCGCUCCCUCGGUGUCAAGCCCACCGGCGACCAAAUCCACGUCCUCUUGGCUAAUAUGGAUGCCAAUGGUAAUGGGUCCAUCGAAUUUGAGGAGUUGGUGGAUGCCAUGUUGCCUGAUAUAAAUGAGCAAGUUUUGAUGAACCAAGAUCAGCUGAUGGAGGUUUUCCGGACCUUCGACCGCGACGGAAAUGGCUACAUCACGGCGGCGGAGCUAGCCGGACGGAUGGCUAAGAUGGGACAUCCGCUUACGUACCACGAGCUGAGUGAGAUGAUGCGAGAGGCUGACACAAAUGGGGAUGGAGUUAUCAGCUUUAAUGAGUUUGCUAAUAUCUUGGGGAAGUCGGCGGUUGAUUACUUCGGACUGUCAAUCGCCUAGGCUUUGAUUUCCAUGCUAAGGGAAAAUUUGCCGGGAUAGCAAGUUGUACCAUAUUAUAUUAUGGCAAGUUGUUGGUAUGAAUUUACAUGACUGAUUCAGAAGGGCAAGAAAAAACUGAAUUGUCUUUUGCCAUCCUUAAUUCCGAUUUUUUAAUGACAUUAAAAUGACAUUUCGCCUGUCGGCUGAUCAGACAGAAUAUGAUGUAUUACAGUGAUGAUUCUUCCUUGUUUCUUCACAUAAUGGUCCUCUUUUUUUUAGCAGCCCACUUGGCUGUUUUAACAAGUCAGAAGAAUUGUUUUGUUUUUCUUUAAGAAUCAUCAGUGUUUCCCUUAUUAGCUGUUAUAAGAUGUUUGUGUUUCAGUGGAGAUUCUCUGUUGGGACAUUUUUCUGCUGUUUUGUCUCUAAUCUUAUACUUGUACAUAGUUUUACAAGGUAUUUGAUGAAAGAAACAAACAAGCAGGUUUAUUUCUUUGUCUGUUAUUAUGAUCAACUCUAUGUUUGGGUUGAUAUUUGUCGAUGGAAAUGUCAUUGGAAACAUUCCUCCUUGCCAUGACACUUUACUGGGACAAAUCUGUUACUUUUUUCCUUUUCUUAUGAAUUGAUUAAUAGAUCUGAGUUGGAACUGCACAUGGACAAAAUUGUCCAAAAGUUGUUGAUCUUAUCCGACGACAUUAAUCCAAUCAAAAUCAGCUUCACCUCAGCCCAUAAACACUGUCAUUUCAUAGGAGAAUUUUGUGUAUAAAUGAUAAAUCUGACAUUUUUUCACAGGUUGACCUGGUUGUCUGAGUCAACAUUGAUAUGAUGAUGUUGGUUUGUAACUUUGUCUGUAGCAUUUCAUUAGCAGUGGACUUGUUCCUUGAACUUUGUAAGCAGUUUCACACCUCCUGAAGCUGAAUAGUAACAGAGAAAACCCUCGUCUCUUUCUCAUACUUAUUCCAUAAAUCACAACAUAUCUUAUCUAUUACAUAGAUGUCUAAUUGUACAAGGUAAAAAACUAAAUGAAUAUCCUUCCAAUGCUAAUGAAUAUCAAAAUUUACAAACUAGUAGGGCCAAGACAAAGUACGGUGCAACAGAAUACAUCAGAAUCAUGCUUCUGUAAAGACCUUGCGGUCCUAAGUG